Nerophis lumbriciformis (worm pipefish) is the source of this 471-nucleotide messenger RNA. The record is from RefSeq and is a predicted model, not a curated record. NCBI's taxonomy places the organism in Eukaryota, Metazoa, Chordata, Actinopteri, Syngnathiformes, Syngnathidae.
AUGUCAGAUCCUGAGCUGGAGUUCGGGGCCGUCGAGUCCGGCGCCUCGGCCACGUACCCCAUGCAGUGUUCGUCCCUGCGCAAGAAUGGCUUCGUGGUGCUCAAGGGCCGCCCCUGCAAGAUUGUGGAGAUGUCCACCUCCAAGACGGGCAAGCACGGCCACGCCAAGGUCAACCUUACUGGCAUUGACAUUUUCACCCAGAAGAAGUAUGAAGACAUGUGCCCCUCCACCCACAACAUGGAUGUCCCCUCCAUCAAGAGGAUAGACUAUCAGUUGGUCAACAUCAACGAGAACUUCAUGUCCCUGAUGGCCGACAACGGCGACGUCCGGGAGGACCUGCGCGUUCCCGAUAACGAAGUGGGCAAGGAAAUCGAGAGCAAGUUCGAGGCGGGCGACGAAUUUAUGGUGACGGUGAUGUCCGCCAUGGGGGAGGAGUGCGCCGUGGCCACCAAGGUCCUGACCAACAAAUAA